This is a messenger RNA of Wasmannia auropunctata (little fire ant), 1524 nucleotides long. It is a transcript of the gene Y-f, whose product is annotated as protein yellow-like. NCBI's taxonomy places the organism in Eukaryota, Metazoa, Arthropoda, Insecta, Hymenoptera, Formicidae. Gene Ontology annotation, cellular component: extracellular region. The coding region runs from base 64 to 1374 and encodes 436 amino acids. The transcript has 6 exons. The record is from RefSeq and is a predicted model, not a curated record.
AUAUUAUAGCGUCAUUCUAUCUUGUGUCGUUCCAGAGAAGGCUGCUUUACUAGUUCAAGCAAUAUGUUCUACUUGCUGUUCCUGGCCUUUCUGACCACAACAACCGGCCACACCUUCAAUACCGUUUAUUCGUGGAAGCAGGUCGAAUUCAAACUUCCAAAUGAUACCAUCCGAAACGAGUACAUAGCUUCCGGCGAUUACAUCCCGGAAAAUAACAUGCCACUAGGUUUGGCCAUUUGGCGCAAAACAAUGUUCAUCACAGUACCACGGUGGAAGAACGGUGUUUUAGCUACUUUAAAUAGCUUUUCAAUGAACGAUGACAAGCACAGUCCAGUUUUAACGCCGUAUCCUGAUCUUGAAGCAAAUAACAUUAGUUCACCCGACGGCCUCGUAAGCAUAUUCCGUGUCAGAAUCGAUACGUGCGAUCGUUUGUGGGGUCUUGACACAGGAGCAAGCGACAUUUUGGGAGACACCAAAGUUGUGCAACCUAUGAGACUAAUUGUUAUCGAUUUGAAAACGAACAAGAUUAUACGCAAAUAUACCUUGAAGGAUACAGACGUGAAGCCGGAAACGUUCAUUGCCGAUCUUGUGAUCGAUGUUGCGCCCGAACAAUGCGACAAAGCAUUCGCGUAUAUGAGUGACUUAGCCGCGUACGGCAUAGUGGUGUACAGCUGGGAAAAAAACGAUUCUUGGCGGAUUAAUCAUAAUUUCUUCCAUUUCGAUCCGUUGAACGGUGAUUACAAUGUUAGCGGUUAUAACUUCCAAUGGACUGAUGGCGUUUUCGGAAUGUCGCUGUCACCGAUUUAUGCCGACGGAAGUAGAACGCUUUAUUUCCAUUCCAUGUCCGGUAUCACGGAGUUUUCCGUGUCUACGGAUGUUCUGCAGGACAAUCAAAAAUCACAGGUCUAUAGUAAUUUCCGCAUUGCUGGCACCAAGGGACAAUUGACUCAAGGACCAUCUUCUAUUAUUGAUCCGAAAACAUGUAUCGACUAUUUUACUCAAGUAAAUAGAAAUGGUAUCGCAUGUUGGGAUAUUACGACGGAAUUGAAUCCGGAAACAUUCAAAUUGGUGGCGCAGGAUAAUACAACGUUGGUAUUUCCUCAGGAUAUAGUUAUCGAUAAUGAGUCUCGAAAAUUAUACGUUCUCUCUAAUAAUAUACCGAAAUUCAUGAAUGGUAACUUUGAUCCGUUGGUAACAAACUUUUUCAUUACUUCAGCUGAUCUCGAGACGUUAACAUCUUUAUGCAAACAGACUCGUACACCCUUAUCUAAUGAGGGUGCAAAUACACUCUUAUUUGGUAAGGGUGUAGAUACACCCGUACUCAAAUAUCGCCAAAAAUUGGAAGUACAUAUUGGAAUAAAAUCUCUUACGUAAUUCUAGAGACAUAAGUACUUUCGAAAAUAAGAGAGAAAAUAGUACCUCGAAUUCCCCAUUACGGCCAUUACAUUAUGUGUUACAAAUGUACUAAAUUAAUUGGAAGUACAUGCAUUUACAUGACAAAAAAGAACAUGUGUAUCUGAUAAA